This is a messenger RNA of Gambusia affinis (western mosquitofish), 4984 nucleotides long. RefSeq names its product zinc finger protein 385C (gene znf385c). The record is from RefSeq and is a predicted model, not a curated record. The coding region runs from base 73 to 1962 and encodes 629 amino acids. Gene Ontology annotation, molecular function: nucleic acid binding; zinc ion binding. Gene Ontology annotation, cellular component: nucleus. Lineage: Eukaryota; Metazoa; Chordata; Actinopteri; Cyprinodontiformes; Poeciliidae. The transcript is spliced from 11 exons.
GCAGCCAGUCUUUAUCCAUCUGUUUCAUCCCUGGACGCGCACUGUGGAGCUCGGAAACGGAACAGAGCCGGCAUGAAACGUCCUUUCAGCCCAUCAUCUUUUCCAUUUCCCGACCUGGAAAGGAACAGUGUUGGCAGGGAACAACUUAUUCAGAUGGAUAGUGAAUCUUGCUUUGAGAUCCAGAAUGAGGGUGAAAAACUACAUGACACAUCACAGGGGGACACUCGGCACUCUCCACCCUGCAGACCCAAAAGAGAGCGGAAGCAGCGGACCUACACACUGUGUGAGGUCUGCAACAUUCAGCUGAACUCAGCUGCCCAGGCCCAGAUUCACUACAACGGCAAAUCACACCAAAAGAGGCUGAAGCAAAUCAGCAGUGGCAAAAUGCCAGGAAACACAGUGUCAAACAGAAAGGCUGGAAAGAAAUCUGAACUUUACCUCCAGAAGUCAGAACAGAGUGGUGACAGUGAGAGAGGAGCUCAGCACACAGGUACAUCUGCCCAGGGCAACCCCCUCCUGGCCUCUCUCCCAGUGCCGGGGCGGCCUCUGCAGCCUCAGCUCGACCUCAAACACCUCCUACCCUUCAGACUCAAUGGAUCUUCACCCCUUAGCCUCUUUCCUAACUUUAAUACGAUGGACCCUGUCCAGAAGGCAGUGAUUAACCACACGUUUGGGGUCCCUCAGCCCCUCAAGAAGAAACAGAUCAUCUCCUGCAACAUCUGCCACCUGCGCUUCAACUCAACGAACCAAGCGGAGGCCCACUAUAAAGGCCACAAACAUGCCCGGAAACUCAAAGCCAUGGAGGCCCAGAAGAACAGGCAGCGACGAGGUGGAGAGACCUCAACUACAGGGAAGGAGCGGGAGCGAGACCAAGAACGAGAACGAGACCGAAACAAGAUAACCCCAUCUGAUGCAGCUCUUCCAGCACCUAUGGAUACAAGCUUAAUAAAAGAAACAAGUCUUCAGUUUGAUCUGGAACCAAGCAUCCUGGAAGGAAAACUGGAAGAGAGUCCCAGGAGCUCGGUCAUGCUGACACCAGUGUCUGAGGUUUCCUCUGUGGAGCUGGUCACGCUUUCCCCUCCUCAGAUUUCGCCUUCCUCUCAGCUCUCUGAGACGGCAUCAGACACCAGCACUCCAGAGGGUGGAGAGGCCACCGAGGCUGCAGAGCCCACAGAGGCCACUGAGGCUAUGUGUCUGACCGGCGAGUCAAGUAACGUUGCAGACCCAUCUGUCACACCAGGGGAGCCAUGCGUGGAUGACAACAAAGACCCCAAGAAGAGCAAAGCUCACCUUCACUGUCCUGUCUGUAAAGUCACAGUGAACUCCACCUCCCAACUGGAAGCACAUAACAGCGGUACUAAGCACAAAUUGAUGCUGGAAGGUCACAGUGUUCUGCCGCGCCGUAGGGGGAAAGUAGUGGCAGCUCGAGCUGGCUGCAAGAGUAAGCGGCUGGGGAGCAAAGGCAGCGUCGGGGUGCCUAGCAAGAACUUCCAGUGUGAAGUGUGUGAAAUAUUUGUGAACUCUGAAACCCAACUUAGCCAGCACAUGAACAGCAGAAGGCACAAGGAUCGGCUGGCCGGAAAACCACCCAAACCCAAAUUUACCCCCCACAGCAAGAGCCAGCCGAGCUCCAGCUUCACGAACGUGAGAUGGAGUGGCUAUGCAGGUGUGGCUGUGUCUGCCAUGAAGAAAGCAUUCACUCAGUGCAACCUCACCUCUCUCUCCUCGCAGACCAAACUGGCCUUGCAGAAGCAGCUGACCAAGAGUUUGACAACUGGCUUCCUGCCCACCCCCCUCACCCCACCAACUCUGUGCACAUUGGCGACUAACCCGCUGGCUCUGCGCCACCCGGUGGGCACCACCACCUUCAUCCAGAGCCCAUUUCUGGGCCCUGCACUGUUCCGGCCUGCUCCGGGGCCGCUGCGGGCCACGCACACACCCAUCAUCUUCUCCCCUUAUUAAGGACUUAACCGAUCUCCCAGUUAAGCUCUAGCCCUGUCCCUUUACCAAAUCCAAGGCCCUCAUUUUACUGUGACCAUGCAACAAAGGUCACAUCCAAACUAUGCAGCCCACUUGACUUAAAAUGGGAAGAGUGCACAAAUUCCAAUUUAUCACCAGGCCUGAUGGCCUGAGAGUGCUUCUCAUCACAAAGGCCAAGAUCCCCUUUCAUGCCUUCUUUCUGCUCCUUUGAUGGCGACCUCAGGAGCAGCACAGGCCUCCAGACAGUGACUGGCACAAGGAGGCCGCAUUAUAGCCAUUUCAUGGGUCAACAUGGUUUAAAUUAUAAAUAUUAUUGUGUAAUUUAUUAGAAAAUAUAUAUAGAAAAAAUAUAGAUGUAUGUUUAGUGUGGUUGCCACAAAAUAAGGUCCCUUUACUUGAUGCUCUUAUAAAACCUUUUUUAUCUUCUAUGUGUGGAGGCUUGAUGAAAAGUUGUAUUAGGUCCGUAAAGCAGCUGAAGCAAAGCCAUACAUGUAUGGCUGCAGAGGCCAGCCUCACUCAUCAGUGUUUUCAGCUGACAAGCUUAAGCAAUGCUGUUGCAUGGUAUUGUGAAUAUGAUAAAAAACCAUAAAACGUCUUAAGGGUAGAAUUCUGAAUUUUUACUGUGAGAUUUUGUUAAAAGGUUACAAGGUGUUGGUGUCUUACCUACAGUACAUGGCACGCCUAAGCUGCCAUCACAGAUUCUACCUGGCCAUGUAUGCUGGCAUAUUUAAAAAGGCAUUUACAUGAGUGUUAACAUAAUAAUUAAGGCAAUUUUAUGGCAUUUUGAAUCCUAUAAUGUUUUUGAAGUACAUGUUUAGCUUUUGAUGCCAUCUCAGUUUGAAUAGUGCAUGUGUCUUGGGAUCAGUGAUGUGUAAUUUUGGUUCUGCUACAUCAGAAUGAUGUAUUUUUCUUUUUUUAUACCAAAGACUUGUAAGAUGUGGAAAUGAAUCUUCACUGCUCUAUUCGUACCAAGUGGUCAGAUAACUAUUUGCCAAAUUAAUCAAAGAGAAGGUUAUUUAUUCAGUUUCAGUCCUAAUACUAAGAGUUUCAUAUAUAUAAUUGGGUAAUUCCUUUAAUAUUUUAGGCGUAGUUGUGCAAAAUGCUGCAACAGUGGCACAUUGCUACAUGAGUGAGAAGGGGUUCAUAUUCCAACAUGUCCUAAAAUUCUGUGGCAGUCUGGUGUAGCAGACCAUCAGAUUAUGCAUGCUACCAUCUCAAAUAGGAAGACAAUGCUGGAGCUCAAUUCUCCUAAGGCAAAAUCUUCCUAUGCUAUGGAAAUGCAAAGUAGAUAUGUAAUAUUGCGGCAGGAGUAUUAGUAGAACCUUCAUUUAUAAAUCCAGAUUAGUUGGUCCCAAGCUAAAGUUAGCAUAUAGCCUAAAUGUGGACCUCUGCUUUCUUAAAAGAACUGCAACUUCAGAAAUGUCAAUAAUUUGCACAAAUAUUUUUUAUCAACCCUAAUCUGAUAUUAUGUUAACAUUGGUCAGUUAUUGACACACAAGUUGAGCAUAAAAAUCACUUCUUCUCAGACUAACCAAAUUAAUUAAAAUCAAAGCAGUGUAAAAAUCAGAAACUUUUCAGAGGUAAUUGUGAAUGGUAAUUUAUGUAUUUUUUAGACCUUCUCACAUUUCUAUCGAUCUGUUGCGCUGACCAGAAAUGUUAAGCUCUAAGUUUAUGUCUCGCAUGGGAUGAUCCAGGAUCAGCCUCGAUUUCCCUUGUAAAUAUUCAUUGGCUUUUGUGUAAACAACUGCCUGAUGUGAACAAGACGAUGGUUUCAAGGUGUGUUUUUUGAGAAAGAAGUUGUUUCCAGCACUGAGGCACAGUUGCUUUCAAUGCUGCCUUGCCUUGGUUGUUUGUCUUGUUGGACUGUGAAGCGUGAUGUGAAACACCUGCACUCCCAUGACCCUGCUAGAUAAGUAGACAUGGACAGGGGACAGACAGACAGACGGAGGAGGUGUUAUAUGAAGGUAUGAAAACUGUUAACUUUAAUCUCUGAAACCAACUAAUCUGGAUUUAUGAUAAACUAAAAAGUCAAUAAAUAUAUUACUGAAGGUAAGAAAUUAUUCGCCUUUUAAUCUUUUAACAGAAGCUCGCUCCAAAAAUUCAAAAUAAUCACAUUAAAGGUUCUCAAGGACAAAAGCGACACGUCACUGUAGGUCUAGAACUAUGUAUUGUUUGUGUUAAAAUGCAAAAGAAAAACUGCAUUACUGAUGUCUGUUUCUUUCUUUUCAAGUCAGAGUAACAGCCCCUGCAUCCAAGUUAUUUUUUAAAAAUACACCCAGUAUUAAACAGUAAGUAAGAUCCAAAAAAGGUCAGCUUGUCAAUGAAACUAUCUUUCAGUUUGCAAAUCUGCUCUUUGGAAUCUGAAUUCUUUCUUCAGAGUAUUACUCAUGCAUGCAACCUGGGAUUAUGCUUUUCCUAAGGUAGCGGCAUGAAAAUAUUUUUUCGCAGCUAUACACGUCUUAUCCUGCCAAAUUCCCCUUUGUUUUGCUCCCAUUCUCACUUCUUUUUAACCCCAUUUUCCUUUCACCUCACUACCAUCACCUUGACGUUGUCCCUGAUUUUCUUCUGCUGUGAUCUCAGUUUAAGCCGAUGAGGAGCAAGGAAAUGACGCACACAAUCAAAGCACAUAAUGAGAACACAAUGGAUAACUUGAUGAUUUGAUAGGAUUUUAAUGUUUGAUGAAAAAUUUGACAGCGGGUGGGAAGGCUGCUCAGCCACAUUCUGAUUGACAUCCCAGUGCUGUGUCUGAGCUUAGCGUGUAGAAAGGGGUGUGGGGAGGAUACAAAGCACAGUGCCAUGGCAACCACAUUAAAAAGCACCUUAAAAUGGAUUUACUUACAAAAGCAAUGAUUUUUAUGUUGAUGUUCUCUUGUUUUAUUAUUAUUUGUAAGUGUAUGUUUUAUCAAAUUCUGCUUUGAAGAAAAAAAAAAACAAGUGAGAAUGAUCUUGUUAUAGUUUAUCUGUAAUGAUGACAAGCCUCACAUUUAAAGCAAUACAUUCAGUA